AUGUCUCGUGUAGGGAGUCGGCCUUCGUCACUCCAAGGGGGGAAUGAGAGCUUGUUAAUGUCCGACUUUAAUCGCCCAGUUGCCGACACCAACGAAGGCGAUGGAAAUGUCCUGCCCAGGCAUCGUGAUGAAAAAGGGCCACACCCACGUCGAAACUUUCUUCGAGUCCACACUGCUGGGCAGAGUGGACGGAGCGGAGUGCAACCCCUUUUAUUCCUGCAGGUCUGCUUCAGGAGUACUUGCACCCUCUCGAUGAUAGUUAAUAUCCUGUGGCCUUUUGUCCCUGCUGCGAUUGUUAUGCACUUCGCUCGACCGGACCUUCAUGUUUGGGUUUUUGCCCUCAACUACGUUGCAAUGGUGCCAUCUGCAAACGUGCUUGGCUUUGGUGGCGGCGAGCUUGCCAAAAAGCUACCCAAGGUGUUUGGCGUGCUUCUGGAGACUACCCUUAGCUCGGUCGUGGAGAUUGUCCUCUUCAUGGUGUUGAUCCAUAACGAUCAAAACGGUAGCCUGAUACCCGUUAUCCAAGCUGCUAUUCUAGGGUCAAUAUUGGCGAAUCUGCUUCUUUGCCUAGGUCUAUGCUUUUUCUUUGGAGGUCUUGGGCGUGAGGAGCAGACGUUUCAUGAGGCAGUCAGUGAGGUUGGCUCCGGCUUGUUACUGGUUGCGGGCUUUGGUCUGUUGAUUCCCAGCGCCUUCUAUGCGACUCUGAACAGCGGCGGCACGAGUACCAACGCCACGCCGGACGAAAUAACUCGCUCUACUUUAAAAAUCAGUCGAGCCACCGCCGUCAUUCUUUUGGUUGCUUUUUCUAUGUAUCUAUUCUACAACCUCCAUAGCCACCACUCUAUAUUCGACGAGGUUCUCGAGAUUGAUGAGAACCGCGACGAGGAUCGUGAGAAGGAGAAGAAACGUGCCAAGCUCACGCUUACAGAGUGCCUGAUAGCAAUCGCCAUAGCCCUAGCCUGUGUCUGUAUGUCGGCUGUAUUCUUGGUCCAAGAGAUUGAACAUAUCGUCCUGGAUCAAGGCGUGCCGGAUAACUUCAUGGGUCUAAUUCUUGUUCCCGUCGUCGAAAAGGCCGCAGAGCACCUCACCGCCAUCGACGAAGCUUGGGACAACCAAAUCAACUUCGCCCUCUUCCACUGCCUCGGGCCCUCAAUUCAGACCGCUCUCCUAAACGCGCCCCUCGCCGUCCUCGUCGGCUGGGGCUUAUCCAAGGAUGUCAGUCUGAAUUUCGAGAUCUUUAUGAUUGUUCUUGUUGUUCUGGCAAUUCUGGUCGUAGGGAAUUUCCUACGCGACGGCAAAUCAAAUUACCUUGAGGGGGGUCUUUGCGUUCUGAUCUAUCUCAUCAUUGCUGUUACAACUUGGUACUAUCCGCAGGUUGAAGCAGGAGGUGAAGGCAGUCAUGGUGCGGAAGGUACAGCAGAAAUGGCUGCUCAUCGGUUCUGA
This is a messenger RNA of Aspergillus puulaauensis, 1443 nucleotides long. Its product is annotated as hydrogen/calcium exchanger domain-containing protein. Bases 1 to 1443 code for a protein of 480 amino acids. Gene Ontology annotation, cellular component: fungal-type vacuole membrane. Gene Ontology annotation, biological process: intracellular calcium ion homeostasis; calcium ion transmembrane transport. The record is from RefSeq and is a predicted model, not a curated record. The transcript has 3 exons. Lineage: Eukaryota; Fungi; Ascomycota; Eurotiomycetes; Eurotiales; Aspergillaceae. Gene Ontology annotation, molecular function: calcium:proton antiporter activity.